This is a messenger RNA of Cyprinodon variegatus (sheepshead minnow), 1805 nucleotides long. It is a transcript of the gene c5ar1, whose product is annotated as C5a anaphylatoxin chemotactic receptor 1-like. Gene Ontology annotation, cellular component: plasma membrane. Gene Ontology annotation, biological process: chemotaxis; phospholipase C-activating G protein-coupled receptor signaling pathway; positive regulation of cytosolic calcium ion concentration. Gene Ontology annotation, molecular function: complement receptor activity; G protein-coupled receptor activity. Lineage: Eukaryota; Metazoa; Chordata; Actinopteri; Cyprinodontiformes; Cyprinodontidae. Bases 43 to 1101 code for a protein of 352 amino acids. The record is from RefSeq and is a predicted model, not a curated record. The transcript has 2 exons.
CAGAGAGCAGCAUCAACACACCGAUCGACAGUGUAAUUUACCAUGGACUUUACUGAUGUGCCAAACAUAUCUGAUGGUGAAGAUCUCUAUGACAUCUUUAGGGAUAAUUACACAUUUCCUAUAUUUCCUGAGGAAUUCGUUCCUGAGAUUUCUCCCAUCCAGAUAUUUACUCUGGUUCUCUACGCCCUUGUGGUCCUGCUUGGAGUACCCGGUAAUGCCCUGGUUUUGUGGGUGACUGGCUUCCGCAUGAAACGCUCUGUUACCUCUAUUUGGUUCCUAAAUUUGGCGCUGGCUGAUCUUCUCUGCUGCCUCUCCCUUCCUCUGCUCAUGGUGCCCCUGGCACAUGAUGAUCACUGGCACUUCGGCCCGUUGGCUUGCACUCUAGUCAAAGGACUAUUCUAUUUAGUAAUGUACUGUAGUGUUCUGCAACUGGUUCUGAUCAGCUUAGACCGCCUGUUGCUGGUCAAAAGACCCAUCUGGUGUCAGAACCACAGACGUUCCAGGCAAGCUGCAUGGGCAUGUGGAAUUGUCUGGUGCCUGGCGCUGGUGGGCAGCAUCCCGCAGUUUGUCUUUGCACGGCAAAUUAAGGUUGGGGAAAUUAAGAGAGAAUGUGUAUUAGGAUACCCCCAAGAGACUGUCUGGCCGAUUGCAUCCUUUCGCUUCAUGAUGGGAUUCAUCCUUCCUCUCUUUGUGAUCAUUAUCUGUCACUUGGUGGUGUACAGCACCACUCAGAGUGGAAGGUCACGUGGUCGGGUCAAAUCUAAAAAAACUUUGAGGGUCAUUAUUGCCGUGGUGCUGACCUUCUUCUUGUGCUGGCUCCCCCUACACAUCAUGGACUUUAUCGUUUUGGCCACGAGCCGGAGUUCUCACCACAGUCCAAGAAUCUACCUGGCUCAUGUGUUGACUGUCUGCCUGGCAUAUUUCAACAGCUGCCUGAACCCUCUGAUCUAUGUGUGCAUAGGGAAAAGCUUCAAAGACAGCAUGAGCCGCUCCUUGCGCCAAAUCCUCCACUUCCCCACAGAGGAUGCAGCGUCAAAGGGGAGCGCCAUUCAGGUUGACACCAAGAGCACCAGCAAUGGGAAGGAGACGAGCAAAAUCUGAUUGACUUCAUUUUUACAAACAAAACUCAAUUUUUAUAUCUCUUGAUAUAUAUUUAAGAAGAGUUAAAACUGCAUCUGUUUUGGCCAUUCUGUUUGGAAUCCAUUGUGAAGCUUAUCCACAUAUUUUCAUCAGACAGUCCAUGUUGACCUCAUUCUAAAUGGGUAGGUGGACUCCUGCAGAAGCAGCUGUAGGGUUGAGUAACUCAUUAUUGAAAAGCAGAAUGUCUUGCAAAAUUUUUGGAUAUUUAAACACUCACUUUUCUAAAACUGCCUUUUCUCGAUUUAAAAAUAUUCAAUGCCCAUAACAUUCCAUCUCAGUACUGAAUGGGAAGGCUUGUCAUUAAUGUUGCAGUACCUCAUACAUGCCACAAGAGAGAGACGUUCUCUAAUUGUCAAAAGAUCGACUUGAAUGCAUGAUUUGAGAUUUUUUGCAAUAUUAUUUUUUGGAGACAAUAGGUGUUCAGUUGGCAUAAUGGACCGAAGGCAUUUUUUUUUUUAAUCUAAAGCAUGCAUAUUUGACAGUUCUUCAAAGUAGAUAAGAAGAACGAAAAUAAGAAUACCAUUUUCAUUUUUUUAAAAAGUUGAGCUGUUUUUUUUCUUUUUAAAGCAAAAUAAAAUGUUUUUUUUUUUCAAAAUGUUGAGCAGGAUUUUUUAAAUCAUUGUUUUACUAAAUGCUCUGAAACUGUUGUAAGAAUGUACAUUUUU